AUGUUAGUUCUUAAGUGUUGGGUAGAAGGGUGUACAUGGAGAGUAAGAGCUACACCAAUCGGAGAUUCAACGCAGUUUACGAUUCGAGUGUAUAUUCUUGAUCAUUCAUGUUCUUAUACAGAACGUUCUGUCCGUGCCCGACAAGCGACUCCAGAAAUACUUGCAAGACUAUAUGUGGACUAUGUUGGAGGUGUUGAUUCAAAAGUUCUCCCAAAACACGUUGGGGAAGCCUUAAACAAGAGAUUUAGUAUCAAGAUUAUUCACACCUAG
This is a messenger RNA of Arabis nemorensis, 270 nucleotides long. NCBI's taxonomy places the organism in Eukaryota, Viridiplantae, Streptophyta, Magnoliopsida, Brassicales, Brassicaceae. The record is from the annotation of a GenBank genome assembly.